Emiliania huxleyi CCMP1516 is the source of this 1135-nucleotide messenger RNA. RefSeq lists its product as hypothetical. The record is from RefSeq and is a predicted model, not a curated record. Lineage: Eukaryota; Haptophyta; Isochrysidales; Noelaerhabdaceae. The coding region runs from base 384 to 1118 and encodes 244 amino acids. The transcript has 2 exons.
UCUGGACGAUGCCGACCUCAAACCACCAGCGCCAGCAACGACGUGCCGCGGCUCGCCGCGCCGCUGUUGCGACCGACGACGUGCCCGACGCCGUCCCGCGGCCGAAAGGAAGAGGCCCGCGCAACCACUUCUGGGACCCGCGGCCGCCGGGCGUGCGGCGGCACAACGAGUCGAACGAACCGAACCAGCGCAGAGCGGCGCGUCUCGCGAGCGCCCGCGGCCGCCACGCCGACGCCGUCCGCGGCCGACGGUGGUCGCGAAUCAACGCGGCGCGGUGCAACGAGGCCAAGUCCUUCCAGGCUCCCGCCAGCAGCGCCUCGUGGCGUGGGCUGCACGGCCCUUCGAGACGGCCCGGGGGGCGGUGAGAGACCUCUCCCGCCGGCAUGGCGCACUAUAUCACCCGUAGAGGCCUCUCUAUAGUCGCCUUUUGGCACCUCCUCUAUCCACUUCCCUGCCCCGUCGCCCUCCUGAGCUCUCCCUCCUUCGCUCCAGCCAUGCACAGGACGGCUGGACCAUUGGCCCGCGUGCCAGGCGUCCGGGACGGCCGGGUAUCGGCUCCGUACUUUGAGCCCUCUUGGGCCACCCUCGCGUCCACCGGCCGGCAGAGCACCGCUUGGGCGACUCAGACGGCCCGCCCGACCAGCGCGUUCGAUCGUGCCGCCCCCACAGCGUCAGUGGCGUGCGUGGGGUGGCAGGCGGCGUCAGCGCAGCCCCUCGUGGGGGUGCCCACCGCUCUCCUCUCACCGCUCCCCCCCGCCCGUGGCACCCCACACACUCGUCCCUCCUCAGGGGCGCAAGGCGGCACGGCACGUUCAGCGCUUGCCUUGGCCCACCUCGCCUUCACGCCCGCCACCGCGACCAAGGAGGUGGCCUCGGCGGCCCAGAUGAAGCCCGUGCGGCUCGUUUGGGAGCCGCAUGCCGUCCCUCUCUCGCCGGCGCUGCUCACCACGCCCAAGCCUACGCCGAGGAACCCGUCGCGCCCGUCGCUCACGAGCUGGUGGCUCGCAUCGACCGAGCCGUCCAGCUUUCUCACGCCCUGCCCACAAUCAAAUUCGAGACGACCAACAUCCGACCACAAAAAAGGCCCGCGCGUGCUGCGCGGGCCGGCGAGCGACUAGCGAGCCAACCUGCUAGU